This is a messenger RNA of Salpingoeca rosetta, 2960 nucleotides long. Its product is annotated as phosphoinositide 3-kinase. Gene Ontology annotation, molecular function: 1-phosphatidylinositol-4-phosphate 3-kinase activity; 1-phosphatidylinositol-3-kinase activity. The transcript has 19 exons. Gene Ontology annotation, biological process: cell migration; phosphatidylinositol-mediated signaling; phosphatidylinositol 3-kinase/protein kinase B signal transduction. The record is from RefSeq and is a predicted model, not a curated record. Lineage: Eukaryota; Choanoflagellata; Craspedida; Salpingoecidae. Bases 140 to 2791 code for a protein of 883 amino acids. Gene Ontology annotation, cellular component: phosphatidylinositol 3-kinase complex; cytoplasm; plasma membrane.
CGUCUGCCUCCCUGUGGUGGAUAGCCCAUCUGCUGCCACGACUCGCCCACAAUUUGUUUGCAUUCCAGUUGUUGGCGGAAGUGAAGUCGGAUACACAGGCGACAAACCACACCCAGUCCACACCUCGCUCGUCAUCACCAUGGCCGGAGUUGCGGGAACGACGAGCACGUUCACGUGCCUGUUGCCCACAGGCAUGAUGGUGCAGGUCCGGUGCCCUGUCACGGACACCUUCAACGAUCUCAAGGAGGUCAUCUGGAAGGAGGCCGCUCGCCUUCCCUUUUACGCAGAGCUCAAGGAUCCAAACGGCUACAGUAUUCAGUAUGUGAACAACAGCGGCGAGCUGACUGAACUGGAGGAUGAGCAGCACGUCGUCAACGUUCAAGCCUACAGCAACUUCCUCAAGCUCGUGGAGCGCAAGGGAAGCAAGGAGGAGCAAAAGUUCAACGUGCGGGUGGGCAACCUGAUUUCAAAGCAUCUGAGCGACUUUGACGGCAUGCGCGAUUCAGAAGUCACAGCCUUCCGCCGCAACAUCCUCAGCGUCUGCUACGAGGUGGCGUCUGCUCGCGACCACGCCGGGCGCGAGGGCUACGCCCUGCAUCGGUUCCCACCGAGCAUUGUUAGGACACCGCUGCCCAUGCAUCUCCAGAAGAAGCUGCAGAAGAACUCCGUCUUUCUCUGCAAGAUUCGCAUCAACGACACGCAAGAGAGCACCGUGAAGUGCGAUGUGCACUACACACCCACGAAGCUCAUCGCGAAUGUGAUCCGCACCAAGCACGUGGGCCAGCUCAUGGGCUCGAACAAGGCUGACGACUACGUCCUCAAGGUGUUUGGGCGGGAAGAAUAUCUGCUUGGGAACCACAAGAUGCACGAGUACAAGUACAUUCGGCACUCACUGACCCAGGCUAUGGGCAAGAAGAGCCUGUCAGACAUUCCCGUGUGCCUUGUGCUUGAGACAAAGACGGCCAUGCUGCAGAAGGUCCCCGACACCGAUCGUACGCAGCUCGAGCUCCUGCAGCGCAGGCCAGCCCCGAUUGAGGAGCGCACGGGCGGGCUUGAGGACUCCAUGUGGUUUGGCACAUAUGCCGAGAACAAGUUCCGUGUCAAGAUUGUGGAGGCGCAGAAUCUUGUUGCAGACCGCCUGUUUGGCAUCGGCGUCAAGGCCUGCAUUUACCUCGGGAGCGAGCGGCUGUGCAGCGCGGAGAUGACGCGUUACGUCCCGCCCAGCGACAACCCCGUCUGGGGCCAAACUUUGGAGUUCAACAUGCCGAUCAAGGACAUUCCGCGAAACGCGCGGCUCUGUCUCGCCCUGCACGGCGUGUGGAGCAACCCGCUCAGGACGAAGAAAAAGUUCAAGUACAAAAAUGAGUUUCCGCUGGCGUGGGUGAACGUCAGCAUCCUCGACUUCAAGGCCAGCCUGCGACAGGGCCAGAUGCAGCUCACGACGUGGCAAUACGACGACGAAGAGCCCGAGAAGCUGCUGCAGAGCGACGACAACGCGCAGAACAAGCUCUUCUACCCGCUCGGCACCACAAUCACCAACCCCAUCAAGAACGCAACCCCGAUGCUCACCAUCGAGUUUGACUCGUACCCGCACGAGAUGAAGUAUCCUGGGCAGGAGAUGAUUGGGCGGAAUGUGCGCGGGGCGGUGCAGGCCAACCCGGCCGGCCGCGUGGCGCUCGAGCUCAAAGAGAUGGAGCCCGUCGUCAACUCGGACCCGCUCCACCAGUUUACCGACAAGGAGCUGCAACUCCUCAGGCAGUACAAGGUGAAUGCGCUGCGCGGAAUUGAGGAGAUUACGCUGCAGAUCAAGGACAAGGCGAUCCGCAACAAGAGGGAGUAUGCACGGGAGCGCAUGGACAAGCUGAAGCUCGAGUCGUUCCAGCUGCCGCUCGACCCCUCGCUGCAGAUCCACUCGCCCACGGUGCAGAAGAUCUUCGGCUCUGCGCAGAAGCCGAUGUGGAUCAAGUUCAAGGUGGCCGGCAGUGACACUGACUACAACGCCAUCUUCAAGAACGGGGAUGACCUGCGCCAGGACAUGCUGACGCUGCAGCUGAUCAGCAUCAUGGACCAGCUGUGGCAGGAGGAUGGCCUCAACCUGCAGAUGAACUGCUACCACUGCCUCUCCACGGGCGACAUGGUCGGCCUCUUGCAGAUGGUCACAAACGCCGACACUCUCUGGCACAUCCAAGGCAAAGUGCAGAAGGUGCUGACGAGCACGGAUGUGCUGGACAAGUGGAUUCGUGACAAGAACCCGACGGACACGGAGUACAACCAGGCGUGCACCAACUUCAUGCUGUCGUGUGUCGGCUACUCCAUCGCCACGUAUGUGCUUGGCAUCGCUGAUCGCCACAACGACAACAUCAUGGUCAAGGAGAGCGGACAGCUCUUCCACAUUGACUUUGGCCACUUCCUUGGCAACUGGAAAUCAAAGUUUGGCAUCAAACGCGAGCGCGUCAAGUUCAUCCUCGUCCAUGAUUUCGUGGAAGUCAUCACGCAGGGCCAGGGCACCACCAGUCCACGGUGGGCCGAGUUCAAGGAGCUGUGUGCGCGCGCGUUCCGCAUUGUGCGGCGCAAGGCCAACCUGUUUAUCAACCUGCUGAACAUGAUGCUGUCCACGGGCAUUCCCGAGCUCAAGUCGCACGGGGACGUGGCGUAUCUGCGCAGCACCCUCUUCCUCGACGACUCCGAGGAGGUUGCCGUCGACAACUUCAUGAAGGAGGUUGAUAUUGCGCUCAAGGACAGCAAGAGUGUGAAGGUGAACUGGGCCUUCCACGGUGCCAAGCACGGCUAAACAAGGACCGAGAACAUGCCCACUCCCGCUGCUUGCUUGCUUUGUGUGCAUCUCUGCUCCCACCUCCCCCACUCCCAACCCACUGUUUUGUUCUUUCCUCAUGCGAUUGUUUCCCUGGUUUUGAGUGCUCUGCUUCUUUGCUGACUGCCAAUGAACAGCGGCGACGAGA